Messenger RNA from Biomphalaria glabrata, 2063 nucleotides. RefSeq names its product transmembrane protein 242-like. The coding region runs from base 306 to 803 and encodes 165 amino acids. The transcript is spliced from 4 exons. Lineage: Eukaryota; Metazoa; Mollusca; Gastropoda; Planorbidae. The record is from RefSeq and is a predicted model, not a curated record.
GAGAGAUCUAAAUCUCUUUCCGGGUUAAAUUUUAGUAAGGUCAAAUGUAUUUGUAUGAGCUAGCAACAUGUUUGAAAAUAUAUCAAAUCAUACAAAUGUCUUUGUACAGACUAGAAUCUAAUUCAGUAAUUGAUAGAGUCUAUAACUGAUUGAGAUAUAAGAAUCUAACCUAAUACUAAUGUAGAUCUAGCAUAGGUCUAGAUCUAGAUCUUUUUGAGAAGACGUUGUCUAUAAUCUAGAUUCUAUUUAAACAAAACUGUGAAAACAACAACAAAAAAAGGUUUCUUGAAUUUACUUGAAAGAAAAUGUGCACAAAAGACCAAGCACCUGCUGAGGCUGCUCUAGUAUCUGGUCCAUCAUUAUUGACUAAUACUAAUGAACAUGUCGACGAUAAAUACCAAAAAUUAAAAGCUGCAAUAUUUCUAACAACAGUGACUGGCAUGUCAAUAUUAGGAGGGUUCGGAACUACAUUAGCUAUGUCCAAAAGACAAGAUCCCACAAAUUUUUCUAAGGGUAUCCAUGGUUCCAGAGAGAUUCCAGAGAGCGGGAUCAGUUUAGCAACACGUGCCCUGGCUAGAGGAUCUCUCUAUUCUGUUGCUGGUGUUAGUUUCAUCUGCUUUGCGGUGUGGAAACUUAUGGGAGCUCAUGAUUUAAAAGAAUUCCGGCAUAAAAUGGGAUCCAUUUUACCCACAAUUCCCAAAAAGCCUGAACCUGGCAGAAGUGAGUUUACUACUAUCAGAGAUUUAUUUAACUACAUUAUUGAAGAAGAUGAAAAAGAAAAGAGAACCAAAAAGCAGACGUGAUAGCAUUCUUUCAUCUGUAAAUAAUACUUUGUCAUGAUUAUUUGUUAAUUGUGUGUUCAUUGAUCUGGAUUAAUGCUAAAAUAAAGUUAUUAACUAGAAAUGAUCAUUGGCUUGCAAUGACUUUAAGCUGUAUGUAAAUAAUGUUAAUUAUUACACAGGAUCAUUCUUGAAUGUUUAGAAGUAUUUGGUUAUAUGUGAUAUUAUUUUUUAGCACAAUUCAUUAGGGUUUCUGAUUUAUGCAAUUUUUGUGCAACAUUCUAAUGUUAAAGUUGGCUACAGUUUUAAUUUACCUUUUAUGGUAUAUGUCAUCAUUUUCCACAAAACAAUCUAUAUGAUCUGCUGUAAUGUACUACUGGGAAGCAUGGUUGAGAGGCUAAGUACGUUUGAACUUGGCUUGACUACCUAUGAAGGGUCUCGAGAUUCGACACCCAACUCGACCAGAGUUGUUACCACCCUUUUCCUCCCAAAAUUGUCCACAAAUGAGACUGGACCAUAGCGCUCUGAGCAUGCUAUAAGCAUGAGCUAUAAUUAUAUAAAUAUAGGAGCUAUAAUUUAUUUACUUAAGCAAUAGACAUAUUCACACCAGGUUGCCUAAAGGGUUUGGUCACAUGAUCACACUGAUACAUGAAGAGUGUUACAUUCUAUUGCUGUGAGUUUAUGUUUGUGUAUUAUUAUAGUUUCUCAAUGAAACAGUAUCAUUCAAGUCUGUUUAAGUUACUCACUGAACACUCACUGAUAACCUUUGAGAUGAAAUGCUUUUAUAAGUGUUUUUAAAACUGAACAUCAAUUAGAAUAACAAUGUAAAUCCAAAGAAAAUUGAAAUCACAGUAAUCAUGUGCUUAAGUGGUAAGAGCUGAACUGACUGAACCACUGACUAACCUCAACCGCACUGGUUUCUCUAUUGUAGUAUUUAUAUAGAUUUUUCUAGAUGUCGCAGUAAACUUUUCUUAGAAAAUUUGUACAUGCUGGCUUAUUAAAUUAUUUAAAUAUUGACUAGUCAAGGGUUUUUACUUGAAUUGUCAUUUCAUCUCCUUUAGAAAUUAUCCCCUCUUGACUGAUUGCAUUGUGGAGUGUGACAAAGAGUAACUGGUGAGUGCAAAAUGAGUAUUUGUGAUGCUAUUAUUUUACAAGGCUGUUUGACAUUGUCUAUUGUUGCUGAAAAAAGUGUGAUAAUUGCCCAUGUAAUCAAAUGUUGACAUUGAUACAUAAACUAGUCUUGGUAUUUCAUUUUUGUUCUGAAUAAAAACAAAACAAACUCAA